This is a messenger RNA of Meloidogyne enterolobii, 582 nucleotides long. NCBI's taxonomy places the organism in Eukaryota, Metazoa, Nematoda, Chromadorea, Rhabditida, Meloidogynidae. The record is from the annotation of a GenBank genome assembly.
AUGUUUUAUUAUUUAUUUAUUUUGUUACUCAACUUUACAUUAAAUAUUGAAGUUUUCCCCCAAAGUUUGAAAUUUAAUUUAGAAUAUUUUAAAUUUAUUUUUAAAGUGGUAACGAUAGAAUUGUUCAAUAAUUGUAGUGAACCAAUUUGGCCGGCAAUUAAAAAUGAUGGCCCGAUACCCAAUAACGGGGGUUUUGGUCCGUUGCAAGCAGGCCAAGUCCAAAGCCUUUCUGUUCCCUCAGAUUGGAAAUCUGCCCGUAUCUGGCCAAGAACUGGCUGUGGAGAAAAUAUGAUAUGUAUUACAGGGUCUUGUGGAAAUGGUGUUUUGGAAUGUAACGGACUUGAAGGACAAAUCCCCGCAUCAUUAGCCGAAUUUACUCUUAAUGGAGACGGGGGGCUUAGUUAUUAUGAUGUUAGUUAUGUAGAUGGAUCUAAUAUACCUUUACAAAUAAUUCCAAUAGCUGGAACUUUUAAUGGAGCUGUUGGAAAUUGUAAAGAGAUUAGCUGUACAGAAGAUCAACGAAAUUUGGAUUUACAAAAAUACAAUAUAGAAAUGAAAGAUAAUAACGCGGUAUUUAUUUAA